Messenger RNA from Oncorhynchus tshawytscha (Chinook salmon), 2232 nucleotides. Its product is annotated as zinc finger protein 664-like. The coding region runs from base 272 to 1552 and encodes 426 amino acids. The record is from RefSeq and is a predicted model, not a curated record. Gene Ontology annotation, molecular function: DNA-binding transcription factor activity, RNA polymerase II-specific; RNA polymerase II cis-regulatory region sequence-specific DNA binding. Gene Ontology annotation, biological process: regulation of DNA-templated transcription. The transcript has 2 exons. NCBI's taxonomy places the organism in Eukaryota, Metazoa, Chordata, Actinopteri, Salmoniformes, Salmonidae.
GUAUAAUCUAGUGGACGGAACGCUUCUUUCAACAGCAGCAACAGUUAGUCAGACACCUCGGUAGCUUGAUAGACAAAAUAGACGCACUAAUAAAGAUCUUUAGACGCUUUCGUGUAUAUUAGCCACUGUGUUUUAAACACACUUAUAUCGUCUAGUUAGUUAUCCAAUUAAAUUUUAUCCCAUUUAAUUUCAUAUUUACGGUGUUGUUAUUAUUAGUCAGCUAGCGGGCUGGUUCAGUUAGCAUUAGCCUAGCUAUCUAACAUCCCCGACCAUGAGUUCACUAAGCUGCUCUCCUCCUGCUGAAGAAGAGGAGGUCUGCUGGACGGAGAAAGAGGGUCUGUGGCUGAACAUUGUUGUGAAAGAGGAGAAGAAAGAUGAGGAUGUCACAGUGAAAGAAGAGAAAGACGUUACAUUGACAGAAGAUGAAGACUCGUUCAGAGUGAAAGAGGAAGAGGAUGUUACAGUAAAAGAAGAGGAAGAGAAAGAGGAGGAUGCCGUUUUUGAUGUGAAAGAGGAGGAGGGAGAGAUGACUGUCACAUCGAAAAAGGAGGAGGAAGAAGAGGAGGAAACUGAAUAUCUGGGCCCGGUUUCCCAAACGCAUCUUAAGGCAUCCAAUGGUUCUAAUGAUGAACUCAACCGUAAGAUGGUUUUGAGAAACCGUUCCCUGAUUAACACUAGAGAGAGACGUGACUAUUGUGGAUCCUCUGGGGAGCCUCAACAACAGCAUGAUGCUGAAGAGACAGAGAAGAGUCUCUCCACAUCAGAACACCUCAAACACCAGCGGAGACCCACAGGGAAGAAAUCUCACCGCUGCUCUGACUGUGGGAAGAGAUUCCCCUCUUCAGCUGACCUUAAAAGACAUCUGAGAAUCCAUACGGGAGAGAAACCUAAUAGCUGUAAUCAAUGUGGGAAGAGUUUUAGUGUUACAAGCAGCCUGAAAGCACACCAGAAAACACACACAGGGGAGAAACCUUAUAGCUGUGAUCAAUGUGGGAAGAGAUUUGUUACAUCUAGCAGUCUGACUAUACACCAGAGAAUACACACUGGUGAGAAACCUUAUAGCUGUGAUCGAUGUGGGAAACGUUUUAAUGUUCCAAGCAGCCUGAAAACACAUCAGAGAACACACACAGGAGAUAGACCUUAUAGCUGUAGUCAAUGUGGGAAGAGUUUUACUUCAUCUAGCCAGUUGACUAUUCACGAGAGAACACACACAGGAGAGAAACCUUAUAGCUGUAGUCAAUGUGAAAAGAGGUUUACUCACUCAAGCAACUUGAUGGUACAUUUGAGAACGCACACAGGAGAGAAACCUUAUAGCUGUGAUCAAUGUGGGAAGAGUUUUGUUACAUCUAGCUGUCUGACUAUGCACCAGCGGACACACACAGGAGAGAAACCUUUUUGCUGUGAUCAAUGUGGGAAGAGUUUCACUCAGGCAAAUAUCCUGAUAGCACACCGGAGAACACACACAGGAGAGAAACCUCAUAGCUGUGAUCAAUGUGGGAAGAGUUACUCUGGUAAAAGAUCUCUGAUAAAACAUCAGAAAGUACAUACAUGAAGGAGUUGUUUCAUGAUAUCAAUGAAAUGAUGUCACAAUGUAGAAUGUUUUAACAUUGUAGUAGGAGUGUUCUAAUGAUGUUACAAUGUAGAAUGUUGUAACAUUGUAGUAGGAGUAUUCUAAUGAUGUCACAAUGUAGAACCCUAAACGUUUGUCCCCUGUUCUAUUGAUUUCAGCAUGAUAUGAAUAUUAGCCUCAUCAGGGGAAAAAUUCAGGGUCUGAAAUGAAAGAGUACUAUUUAUGUGAUUAACAUCGUGUUGUGUUAGACUUACCUCGUCGGUGACCCACUUGAAUCAAAAUGCAACACUUCAAAAUGUAUCUAGCUGUUUUCUACAAAUUGUCCUCUAACCAGGGAUGUACUCAUUACUCCCAGAUUCCGUGUGGUUUUUGAGCUGUUAGUUUUAACAGGACGUGCAACCUCAUCUCUCUCCUCUCGCACAAAUGAUUUCAACUUGAUAUUUAUAUGAGUGAUGACAAAUAAGUGUUGUGUUCCUUUGCUUAGCGACCCAUAAAUUUAAAUGCAUCACUCCAACAUGUAGCUGACUGUCUUCUGCAGGUUGUCCUCUAACCAGUGAGGUAAAAGAUAUCUCCCAUUUCCAUGUGUUUUUUUAGUUGUGUUAGCAUCAAUAGCAUGUACAGCCUGAUUUCCCCCCUAAUAGAUAUAUCAGUGAUUUAUUGCC